Colletotrichum scovillei is the source of this 1506-nucleotide messenger RNA. RefSeq lists its product as uncharacterized. The transcript has a single exon. The record is from RefSeq and is a predicted model, not a curated record. NCBI's taxonomy places the organism in Eukaryota, Fungi, Ascomycota, Sordariomycetes, Glomerellales, Glomerellaceae. The coding region runs from base 1 to 1506 and encodes 501 amino acids.
AUGGAGUCCAUUAGCAACAUCGUCAAUAAGUCCGCCGUGGAGACUGCCACCACCACCACAGCCGCCAUCACUUCGCCAAGCGCGCCAGCUUCAACCACGAGCCUUCAGCAGCGCAUCGCCAAACGACGCCGCGAAUGGACCCUCACUCUCACAGACGGGCCCGUCUCCUCUCCCGGCCCCAAGGCAAAGUACCGUAGAUCCCGCAGCUGGAGCACCAGGAUCGGCGUCGACGCCCCGCUUAACGCAGAGCGGCAGAUUCCAGUCUUGUACGCGAUUGCCAUGUCAAAGAGCAAGAGUAACAUCCCAUCCUCCCCCACCACCUCCUCCACCUCCUCAUCUUCAUCUUCCUCUGCUAUCGAGGGUUUCGUCAAUGAUGAAUACCCUCCGGACGCCGAGGAGUACCGCAUCUGCCCCGACACAGACUCGCCUCGCUAUAAGCACGAGUCUGAUGUCGGCCUCUGGAGCGGGCCCCGUUCCUCGCCCGGCCCGAGGGCGAGGUACGCCCGGUCUCGCUCCUGGAGUUCCAGGCAGUCAGAUAGCGGGUACUCCUCGGGGGCGGACUGUGUCGUCAGCGAGAGUGAGUCUGACGACGGCUGCGCGCAUUAUACGUUUCUUUCUGGCGCGGACUAUUUCGACAGUGAGUCCGGCAGUAAGUGCUCCAAAGGCGAAGAUGAUAUCGCCAUGACCGACGUGCCUCUCAUUGGCGUUUCCGGGUAUGGCGAUAUAGUCAUGGCUGACAUCUCUCCCAUGGAAUUUCCUGGGGACGGCGACGUCGUCAUGGUCGACGCUUCUCCCAUUGGUGCUUCUGGGGACGACGAUGUCAUCAUGGCCGAAUACGAGGAUGACGAUGAGGACAUCUCGAUGGCCGACUAUGGCGGAGACGACGACGUCUCAAUGGCUGAUUAUGUCGAAGACGAUGACAUCGAGAUGUCUGACUACAGCGAGGACGUCGAUGUCGAGAUGGCUGAUUAUGGCGACAGUGAUGUCGAGAUGUUCGACCAUAUUGAAGACACCAGAACCAACGUCUUAGACUAUAGAGAUGUCGUCGAAAUCGACAGUUUCUCCGAAAGUGGCGACUCCCUCGAUGACAGUCUCAUUGUAUACAACAGCGAAUACGAGGACGACUCCGAGGACGACUUCGAGGACUUCGAACUCGCCAUGGGAUACUACAGCGACGGCGACUCCUCCUCGGACGGGGGAGAUUACCCCGACCCCGAAAUCGCCCUCGCAGACGACAACGAUGCCGCCGUCGUCACCACAUGGCCGUUGGACGGCACCACGCUCAUUCGGAACUCUCCAAACGGCUCGGGCAGGUACUCGUCUCCCGCGCUUUCUGACCGGCCUGAACCUGACCUGAUUUCGGAAUAUACACUCACCCGCUGGGUCAACGGAGUGGCCGAAAGGAUGAUAUAUGUCGACUUCGACUACUCAGACCUCGAGUGUGAUGAAGAGUUGCCCGUCGUGGAGCUGAGAUUGCCCGAGGAUGAGAAGGAUCACUACGAGUGA